Messenger RNA from Iphiclides podalirius (scarce swallowtail), 1515 nucleotides. Lineage: Eukaryota; Metazoa; Arthropoda; Insecta; Lepidoptera; Papilionidae. The record is from the annotation of a GenBank genome assembly.
AUGCCUGAGGAGAACACGGUGAGCGAUGAUCUGAAACGACAGGCGGCUAUGUUCUAUAACUCCACGGAAAGAGAAAAGGUGCGAGAGCCGACGUCAUGGCGCUUCUGGCGGAAGAGGAGGCUCCUGGUGGCUCUGCUGGCGUUCUUCGGGUUCUUCAACGUGUACGCGCUCCGCGUGAACCUGUCCGUAGCCGUGGUGGCCAUGACGGAGCCCGUCGCGACGGAACUGGCGAACGGGACCGUUGUUUACAUACCCGAGUUCGACUGGAGCUCGCAGACCAAAGGGCUAGUGUUGAGCUCAUUCUUCUAUGGGUACAUAGUGACGCAGCUACCGGGCGGAUGGCUGGCCGCUAAAAUAGGAGGUAACAGGGUGUUCGCGAUCGGUAUUGGCGCAACAUCCCUGCUGACCCUGUUUACACCACCGCUGGCCCACACCAGUACCGCGCUCCUUAUAGCCGUCAGGAUCGUCGAAGGUCUUUUCGAGGGCGUGACUUACCCGUGCAUACACGCCGUGUGGUCCCGCUGGGCGCCCAGCGAGGAAAGGGCGCGCCUAGCGACGUUCGCCUUCAGCGGAAGCUACGCCGGUACAGUCGUCUCGAUGCCGAUCUGCUCCCUACUCGCCCACUACACCGGCUGGCCGGGGAUAUUCUACGUGUUCGGCAUCUUGGGACUGGUGUGGACGACGAUUUGGUGGCUGGUGGUGAAGGAGUCGCCAGAGAAAGAUCCUCACAUCACAGCGGCGGAACUGAAGUAUAUACAGGAUUCCAGGGGCACCCAGGCGGUGGAGGGGUCCAGGAUUAGGCACCCUUGGUGCGCGAUGCUGAGGUCCGGCCCCGUGUGGGCGAUCGUGAUGGCCCACUUCAGCGAGAACUGGGGCUUUUACACCUUACUCACCUUCCUGCCGACGUUCAUGCAAGACGUGUUCAAAUUCGAGACUUCGCAAACGGGCUGGCUGUCGGCCGUGCCGUAUCUGGCGAUGGCGGUGGUGCUGCAAUUCGCUGGCCACCUCGCUGACUGGAUGCUGAGGCGCGGCACGUUGUCCAGGACCAACAUACGAAAGCUGUUCAACUGCGGCGCGUUCCUGGCGCAGACGAUCUUCAUGGUGGCCGCCGCGUACUCUAGCACAGUGGUGGGGUGCAUCGUGUGUCUCACGAUCGCAGUAGGCCUCGGCGGGUUCGCUUGGUCCGGCUUCAGCGUGAACCAUUUGGACAUAGCGCCGCCCCACGCCAGCGUGCUGAUGGGCCUCUCUAACACGGUGGCCACUCUGCCGGGCAUCAUCAGCCCGCCGCUCGCCGGCUCCAUCGUCACAGACAAGAGCGCGGGGCAAUGGCGCAAGGUGUUCUUCAUAUCGAGCGCCAUCUACCUGCUCGGCGCCAUAGUGUACGGCUGGCUGUGCUCCGCCGAGCGGCAGCCCUGGGUCGCCGAGGCGGACGGCGACGCGAGCUUCGACACGGACGGCGCCUCCGUCACCACCGCCAGGGGCUGCGACAACAAGGCGAUGGAGCACAGCGAGAUG